This is a messenger RNA of Onthophagus taurus, 2946 nucleotides long. RefSeq names its product glycerophosphocholine phosphodiesterase GPCPD1. Gene Ontology annotation, molecular function: glycerophosphocholine phosphodiesterase activity; starch binding. Lineage: Eukaryota; Metazoa; Arthropoda; Insecta; Coleoptera; Scarabaeidae. The record is from RefSeq and is a predicted model, not a curated record. Gene Ontology annotation, biological process: glycerophospholipid catabolic process.
AUAAACAAAAACAGCGCCAUCUAACGAUAAUCAUCAAAACUUAAAGAACUGUCAAGUGUGACAUUUCUCCUGUCAUAAUGAAUACUUUCAAAAUAUAGAUUUCGAUUGCUUUAUUGAAGAGUAAAAAUAUCUCCUGUAUAUAAUCAAAAUUGCGCACGCAACGAACUUCACUCGGUCGAGACAACAAAAAGACCUGUUAUGUGUUCGCUCGUGUUUUUAUCGUUAAAAUACUUCCAAUGACCUGGUCGUUCUCGUUAAAAUUGUUUAGGUGACAGAGGUUGGCACACAAACAGUCCUUUGUUCAGUAGUUCGCAUAAUGCAGGAGUGGUUUUUUCUCGAAGACCCAAACAACGAUUUGAUAAGACACGCUAAACAUACCUUGAGCGAAAUGGGAGAAAGUGAGGAAGAAUCAGAGGAAUCUAUAAAGUAUAGACCAUGGUUAUUUCGGAUAUGUGUGCCUCCACUACAACCAGAUGAAGUUGUUUGUGUCAUUGGAAGUACUCCAGAACUUGGAAGUUGGGAACCAGAGAAGUGUAAACCACUAGUAAAAGGUCGUAAUGACGUUUGGUCAAUUAAAUUAAAAGUCCCCAUUAACCAAAGGGUAUUUUACCGUUAUUGUAUUUGCAUUAUUAUUGAGCCGGAAGUAAAAGUUUUAAUAAGAUCUUGGGAAACUAAUAUAAAUCCUCGCAUAAUUAAACCCGAAUGCCCAAGCCCAAAACCAACAACACCAUGCCAGACUUAUGGUAAUUACGAUGAAGAAAUCCAUAUAGAUAAAGGCUGGUUAACAGAAGGAACAAUAACUAUGUUACAAUUAACUAAGAAUCCAUUUAAAUUGUUUAGACCUCGUUUUCAAGAUCGUACAAUUUAUGUUAAAAUCACACCUGUAAGUUUAGUAAAACACUAUCCAAAAAAAGUUAUGGAUUGUCAAGAAGAAUCAUUAAGUGUUGAUCAUAUGGAAGAUAAGCCAAAGUUUAGUUAUGUGGAAGUUGCUGAAUUAACAUCUGAUUCAGACUAUGAAUUUGUACCUCAAGGUCAAUUUGGACAUAAAUAUGUAUCAGGAGACUUUUUAACAUUUAAAAUAUUCCUUGUAAAUCGUGAAACCACCGCAUUUUUAAUUGAUUUUUACAUAUACAGUUCAAAAGCGAUUGAUGAUGAACCACCUUAUCAUGCAGGAUUCACUUAUUUAUUACCUGGGGCUGUAGAACACACGAAAGGUAGUGUUGUUUUGCCUUUAACUAGCAUGAAACAAAGACCAUUGGGCGAAUUGAGAUUAAAUUAUCUUGUUAUCAAACCCUUGGAGAAUUUUAAUUGUAACAUGGAAGUUAGUUAUCAAAGAUAUUGGAAUAAAGAUCGAACUGGGUUGAAUAUUGGACAUAGAGGGUCUGGAAAUAGUUUUAAAACUGAAAACUGCGCUGAUAUUAGAGAGAAUACCAUCGCCAGUUUAAAAACUGCGAUCAAUGUUGGGGCGGAUUUCGUUGAGUUUGAUGUUCAAUUAACAAAAGAUUUGGUACCCAUUAUUUACCACGAUUUUUAUGUGUGUAUCGCGACGCAUAAGAAAAAAAAUCUUGAGGAUACCGAUAUGUUUGAACUUCCAUUGAGGGAUUUAACUUCAGAACAAUUAACAAUGUUAAAGAUUUACCAUUUAGUUGAGGGAAAAUCAAAAUUAAGCCGAUUCGCUGAUGAUGAUUUAGAAGAUCACCAACCCUUCCCCACCCUUCAAUCCGCCUUGGAAAUUCUUGACACCAAAUCGGGUUUUAAUAUAGAAAUUAAAUGCCCUAAUAAACUGUUGGAUGGUGGCGAAGAAUUACGUGAAACGCAAGAUCUUAAUAUCUUCGUCGAUACGAUUUUGGAGGUGGUUCUUCAGUACGCAGGCGUAAGAGAGAUUGUUUUUUCGAGUUUCAAUCCAGAUGUGGUAUCGAUGGUUCGUUUAAAACAAAAUAAGUACCCUGUUAUGUUCCUUACACAAGGAGAUACGAAAAGAUAUCCGCCAUACGAUGACCAACGAUGUUGGAACAUGACAAAUGCGGUGCAUUUCUCGAAAAUGCAUGAAAUUUUGGGUGUGAGUGCUCAUACUGAGGAUAUUUUAAGAGAUGCCUCUUUGGCUCAAUAUGGAUUAGAUAAAGGAAUAAUUAUGUUUUGUUGGGGUGAUGAUUUAGAUGAUGUAAAUACAAUAACUUAUGUAAAAGAUCUUGGUCUUCAUGGAAUUAUUUACGAUAAGAUCUGCCAAUAUUUGGAUAGAGAAGAUAAAGAUAAUAUUUAUUUGUUGGAAGGUCGUGAAUCACAGAAAGAAUUAAUUCGUAUAGCGGCUACUGCUCCACCUGAAGAACCUGAACCAGAUUAUCCUUUCAAGAAAACCAAGCUGGAUUAUGAGCGUGAUAAUGUUUCCACAGCUACCUCAUUAGAAAGUUUAGAAAGCGAAAUGGAUCGAGUGGCUAAAGUAAAAGGUCGUCAGUGUGUAUAAAUAUUCUAUUGUAUUAGUGAUGUCUUAAUAAAUUAAUUUUUGUAUUUUUUUUAAUUUAAGGAAAUUCAAUAGUAAUUCCAUCAAGUUUUUUUAAAAAAAAUUUAGGUGAACUGUGUCCAUAAAAAUAGUACGCAAGAUUAUUAUACUAAAAAAAAUGUAUUCCUUUGUAAAAUCAUCUUGUGUACAAAAACAAAAAUAUUUUUCGUAGUUUAUCUAGUGUUGAAUUUUUAUUUUAUUUGGGUUGGGUUGUAUGUAAAAAAAUUAAAAUAAAAAAAAAUAUGUGUUCUAUUUUUAGAAAUAAAAUCUACCUAGGUGAUAUUUUAUAGGAUACUCUAAUUUUCUGAGAUAUUAAAUUUGUAAGCAGGAAAGAGAUUUAUGCAUUUUAUAGAAAAAUAUUAUAUCUUAUGAUUUACUGAGGCUUGUGUUUCAAAAAAUAUUUGAAAUUAAUUUUUUUGGUAUAGAUAAUAAAAAAUUCUAAUUGGUGA